Molecule: messenger RNA, 8598 nt
Organism: Ylistrum balloti
Lineage: Eukaryota; Metazoa; Mollusca; Bivalvia; Pectinida; Pectinidae
Exons: 47
Coding region: 1-8598 (2865 amino acids)
Biological process (GO): proteolysis
Cellular component (GO): plasma membrane
Molecular function (GO): serine-type endopeptidase activity; protein binding
Source: RefSeq, a predicted model, not a curated record
AUGGAUGAUAUCUUCUCCGAAGAACGGAGACAUUUAAAGUCUACCCGAUCACGUAGGUCUACCACGGACAACAUCAGGAAUAGGAAAUACAAACUGAGUCAUGACUUGACCCCGUCGCCCACAGAAUCAGAGAAUAAGUUUGUCUACACCAAUAUAGGCUUUGCGUCUAGCAUUGACAACGUCAACAAAACCGUUGAAAAUGACGAUGACAAUGUAUUUGUAACAGAGACAAGUCUCGGCAGCACGAAACGAGAUCGCGUGGAAAGUGCGCGUGAUUUUGACAGUGAGACGCAGAAAAAAUCGGAAUGUUCGGGAUGCUGUUUUGCCAUAGUGUUGACCAUUGUCUUAUUAGCUGGACUACUUGCAGGCGUGGCUGUGAUAUUAGUGUUUCAUGUGUUUGGAGUUGAUAAAAUGUCUCAGGAGCUUACAACCUCGUCCAAUACCACGGGCACCACAGUAGCUCCACAAGAAUUGCAGCUACUGGAUGGAGAACUUUCUAUAUACGAUGAUUGGGAUGAUGCGUUAUCAGAUAACACAUCGUCUUUAUAUAAAACUACUGUCAAUAAUAUUACUAAAGAGAUAGACGAUAUAAUGAUUAAUAGCAACCUAGCCUGUCACAGACUUAUAUAUCCGUACAAUCGGGGAAGUAUAAGAGUAUUUUUUAACAUGACGUUUCGAGAGUCUGCAGAACUCGCGCGCCCUGAGGUUCUACCAACCAUGACCGAGUAUAUAAUCAAGGUUGCCAAUUCUGAAGGCACCACGACUUUGAAUAUAAAUCCAGCCACCGUCAUACUGAAGAUUAGAGAUCAAUAUACAACAAAAGCCACUGAAGCAACGCCAGCGUCAAGUACAAUUUCUGAAAGUACAGCCCCAACAAGUACAGCUGCUACCAGUACUACUACGAAAAGUACCACUACCAAAAGUACAGCUUCUUCAAGUACAACUACAAAAACUACACCCACAAGUACAGCUGCUACCAUGACAACUCCAAAAAGUACCACUAAAAAAAGUACAACUCCUUCAGGUACAACUACAAAAACCACACCUAAAAGUACAGCUGCUACCAUGACAACUCCAAAAAGUACCACUACAAAAAGUACAGCUCCUUCAAGUACAACUACAAAAACUACACCUACAAGUACAGCUGCUACCAUGACAACUCCAAAAAGUACCACUAAAAAAAGUACAACUCCUUCAGGUACAACUACAAAAACCACACCUAAAAGUACAGCUGCUACCAUGACAACUCCAAAAAGUACCACUACAAAAAGUACAGCUCCUUCAAGUACAACUACAAAAACUACACCUAAAAGUACAGCUGCUACCAUGACAACUCCAAAAAGUACCACUACAAAAAGUACAGCUCCUUCAAGUACAACUACAAAAACUACACCCACAAGUACAGCUGCUACCAUGACAACUCCAAAAAGUACCACUAAAAAAAGUACAACUCCUUCAGGUACAACUACAAAAACCACACCUAAAAGUACAGCUGCUACCAUGACAACUCCAAAAAGUACCACUACAAAAAGUACAGCUCCUUCAAGUACAACUACAAAAACUACACCUACAAGUACAGCUGCUACCAUGACAACUCCAAAAAGUACCACUACAAAAAGUACAACUCCUUCAAGUACAACUACAAAAACCACACCUAAAAGUACAGCUGCUAACAUGACAACUCCAAAAAGUACCACUACAAAAAGUACAGCUCCUUCAAGUACAACUACAAAAACUACACCUACAAGUACAGCUACUACCAUGACAACUCCAAAAAGUACCACUACAAAAAGUACAGCUUCUUCAAGUACAACUACAAAAACUACACCCACAAGUACAGCUGCUACCAUGACAACUCCAAAAAGUACCACUACAAAAAGUACAGCUCCUUCAAGUACAACUACAAAAACUACACCUAAAAGUACAGCUGCUACCAUGACAACUCCAAAAAGUAUAGUAUCUACAAGUACAACUCCAAAUAUUGUAACUAGUACAAGCACAAUUCCACAAAGGACAACCAAAGAAACGACGUCAACUACUUCAGUCCCAGAUUUGUGUGAAAAAGUGACAGUAGACGCUUGUGUUGCCAUGGGAAUAAAUAAGACCGUGUUUCCGAACAUGAUACAGUCUAGUAACCAAAGUGAGGCUGUCGCGUCUUACGACAUUUUCCUUCCAAUGACGUGUUCCGACAAUGCACAUCACAUGUUAUGUGCCUUGUUGUUCUUUACGUGUGAUGAGGGGAGGCCAGUUUAUCCAUGUCGUAGUUUGUGUGAAGUUGUCCUGUCCGAGUGCGGUUCUGGGUUCCCAUUGGUCACGGCCGACCUGUGUGCAAUAUUACCAGAAACUGACUGUGUGGCCGCUCUCCCUCCACGUGUAAGCACCACACCAUCUCCGGAUGUGUCAACCACCGUCAAACCAGAUUUGUGUGAAGAAGUGACAGUGGACGCUUGCGUUGCCAUGGGAAUAAACAUGACCGUGUUUCCGAACAUGUUACAGUCUAGUAACCAAAGCGAGGCUGUGGCUUAUUACGACAAUUUCCUUCCAAUGACGUGUUCCGACAAUGCACAUCACAUGUUAUGUGCCAUGUUGUUCUUUACGUGUGAUGAAGGAAGGCCAGUUUAUCCGUGUCGUAGUUUGUGUGAAGUUGUCCUGUCCGAGUGCGGUUCUGGGUUCCCAUUGGUCACGGCCGACCUGUGUACAAUAUUACCAGAAACUGACUGUGUGGCCGCUCUCCCUCCACGUGUAAGCACCACACCAUCUCCGGAUGUGUCAACCACCGUCAAACCAGAUUUGUGUGAAGAAGUGACAGUGGACGCUUGCGUUGCCAUGGGAAUAAAUAAGACCGUGUUUCCGAACAUGAUACAGUCUAGUAACCAAAGUGAGGCUGUCGCGUCUUACGACAUUUUCCUUCCAAUGACGUGUUCCGACAAUGCACAUCACAUGUUAUGUGCCAUGUUGUUCUUUACGUGUGAUGAGGGGAGGCCAGUUUAUCCGUGUCGUAGUUUGUGUGAAGUUGUCCUGUCCGAGUGCGGUUCUGGGUUCCCAUUGGUCACGGCCGACCUGUGUGCAAUAUUACCAGAAACUGACUGUGUGGCCGCUCUCCCUCCACGUGUAAGCACCACACCAUCUCCGGAUGUGUCAACCACCGUCAAACCAGAUUUGUGUGAAGAAGUGACAGUGGACGCUUGCGUUGCCAUGGGAAUAAACAUGACCGUGUUUCCGAACAUGUUACAGUCUAGUAACCAAAGCGAGGCUGUGGCUUAUUACGACAAUUUCCUUCCAAUGACGUGUUCCGACAAUGCACAUCACAUGUUAUGUGCCAUGUUGUUCUUUACGUGUGAUGAAGGAAGGCCAGUUUAUCCGUGUCGUAGUUUGUGUGAAGUUGUCCUGUCCGAGUGCGGUUCUGGGUUCCCAUUGGUCACGGCCGACCUGUGUGCAAUAUUACCAGAAACUGACUGUGUGGCCGCUCUCCCUCAACGUGUAAGCACCACACCAUCUCCGGAUGUGUCAACCACCGUCAAACCAGAUUUGUGUGAAGAAGUGACAGUGGACGCUUGCGUUGCCAUGGGAAUAAACAUGACCGUGUUUCCGAACAUGUUACAGUCUAGUAACCAAAGCGAGGCUGUGGCUUAUUACGACAAUUUCCUUCCAAUGACGUGUUCCGACAAUGCACAUCACAUGUUAUGUGCCAUGUUGUUCUUUACGUGUGAUGAAGGAAGGCCAGUUUAUCCGUGUCGUAGUUUGUGUGAAGUUGUGCUAUCCGAGUGUGGCACGGGGUUCCCAUUGGUUACAGCUGACUUAUGUCGAAUACUUCCGACAACCGAAUGCGUGUUCCCUCUCCGUACAACUACCACGACUACAGAUGUGUCCACCACAACCGCAUCCACCACCCUCAAACCAGAGUUAUGUGAAGCCGUGCGGGUACCUGAAUGCCUUGCAUUUGGAAUGAAUGCGACAGUUUUUCCAAACCUGUUCAAAAAUGAGGACCAAGAUACCGCAAUCACCAUUUUCCAGACCUACCUUCCGCAAGCCUGUUCCGAACAUGCUCGCCAUUUUCUGUGUGCAUAUCUGUUUCUUUCCUGUGAUAAUGGACUUCCGAAGUAUCCUUGUCGUAGUCUGUGUGAAGCCGCCCUGAAUGACUGUGGGGACGGAUUCACUGUAGUGACACAGCAGCUGUGUCAGGCCUUACCGACAGAUAACUGUGUACCUCCUCUGAUAUCAUCAUCAACGACUGUGGUUUCAUCCACAACGACCGUUACUCCAGAUUUAUGUGAAGCAGUUCGCGUGCCUGAGUGUGUUACUGUCGGGCUUAAUACGACGGUGUUUCCUAAUCUGUUCCAACAAGGCGACCAAGAUACCGCCAUUACCGUUUUCCAGACCUAUUUAUCCGUUGCCUGUUCUGAUAAUGCUCGUCAUAUGCUUUGUGCAUCAUUGUUCUUGAAAUGUGACCAAGGCAUUCCUCUGUAUCCAUGUCGAAGUCUCUGUGAAGCUGCCCUGAGUGACUGUGGAGACAGCUUCCCAAUUGUAAAUGAACAACUGUGUCAGGCCUUACCGACAGAAAAUUGUGUACCUCCUCUGUUAUCAUCAUCAACAACUUCAACGACUGUAUCUACAUCUACAACGACCGUUACUCCAGAAACAUGUGAUCCUGUUCAACUAAAUGCUUGUAAGAUGCAGGGAUUUAACAACACGCGGUUUCCAAAUGUAUUUCUGGAGAAAGACCAAACCACUGCCAUGGAGAGCUACAGCAGAGAUUUCGAAGCAACAUUUAACAGCAAUUGUUCGUCGGAUGUUGGACGAUUCAUCUGCUCUCAGUUGUUUCCGACAUGUGACAGAGGCGCCAGUUAUCUCCCCUGUCGACAUUUCUGUGAAGCUAUUAACCAAGCUUGCUCCGUGAACCUUCCUUAUCCCUUUUACUGCCAAGAUUACCCCGUGUACAAUGGUUCGGACAAUUGUAUGCUUCCUGAUUUCAAACGACCAUCCUGUGCUGGAGGUUGGGUCUCCUGUCUCGCUGAAUCUAAAUGUAUCCCAACAUCCUCAGUAUGCGACCGGAAGGUAGAUUGCAUCGGUUGGACGGAUGAAAGUAAAUGUAGUUGUGAUGAUGAGUUCGAAUACCAGUGUAAAAUGGGAAUGUGUAUUGAGUCUUACCAGAGAUGUGAUGGUGUCAAACAGUGCCCGGAUGGCAGCGACGAGGAACUUUGCCAGUGCCCUAACGGUCAGCAUGAAUGCGGGGACGGCACGUGCAUUAUGGCAGAGUGGGUAUGUGAUGGAGAAGUGGACUGUCCUGACCGAUCGGACGAAGCAAUGUGUGAGACUUGCUUGACAUCCGAAUUCUCGUGUCUGGACGGUAAUUGUGUCGAUAAAAAAGAAAGAUGUGACUUUCAUAAAAACUGUCCUGACCAGUCUGACGAAAGGGAGUGCUUGAUCCGAGAUUCUUCUGGUGUUUUGAAAAUCGCCUCCGAUCAAACAUACGUACCGGUGUGUGCAGAUUCAUGGACAGAUACAUCCGGGUACUUGGCCUGCGAAAAACUAGGGGACAAACGGACCGUCAAUAGUAGUAGCAUGACUUACACAAGUGCCUUAUACGCCAGCAUUAACAUUACUGGAUCUCACAACAGCUACCUCGGUCGCGUCAAUAUUGGUCCAUUAUGUAAGGACAAUAAGGUUGUGGUGAUCACGUGUGUCCCUAGAGAUUGCGGUCGUCGUCACGUGACUGAUGGUAUUGUCCAAUACAUUGUCAAUGGUGAUGCUGCGGUGCCCGGGGCAUGGCCAUGGCAGGGGUCACUGCAGGUCGGAGAUUUCGGCAACCAUAUUUGUGGGGCCUCCCUAAUAUCUCCCGACUUUAUAGUGACUGCUACACACUGUGUAAACGAUUUCCUAGACCCAACAUCAAUGAGUGUCGUAUUCGGAACCACCAACCGAGUUACAGGUGGCGUUACCAAGGAAACGUACAAGGUGAAGAGAGUAAUAAAGGCCGAUAACUCUUACUAUCGUUUUGGACCGGGAGAUUUGUCGUUGUUUCAGCUAGCUCACAGUGUAAAGUAUACGCCUUAUAUUCAACCUAUUUGUCUACCAGAGGAAGGAGAAAUAUUCCCGGAGACAGCGAUAUGCUAUACCACUGGAUGGGGAAGGACGGAACCCGAAGGCGAGUACUCCGUUACAUUAAAUGAACUGAAGAUGAAAUUGUGGACACUACCCAAGUGCAACGGAACGAAUGGUUGGAACGGGACGAUUGCUGACACGUACAUGUGUGCUGGGUAUUACAGUGGCAUAAAGUCAGUGUGUAAGGGAGAUAGCGGCGGUCCUCUAGUAUGUAAAGAUACAAUGGGAACUUGGAAGCUGGUCGGAGUGUCCAGUUAUGUGUCCAGUUACUGCAACUGGACAGCCAGACCGAAUGUAUUCACAGAUGUCCGACGUUAUGUCAACUGGAUCAAUACAACUACCACGUCGGUGUUUACUUGUAAUAACGGCCAACGUUUGUACGACGCGCAACAACUGUGUAACAGAGAAGACGACUGUGGUGAUGGUAGUGAUGAAGCGACCAACUGCCCCAUCAGCGUUAAUUGUACCUUCGAUGAUCCGUUUUUGUGUGGCUAUGAAGUUGACGGAUUUUCAUGGGAACAUGGCAAUAACAGAUCACAGUAUCCCACUAAUCUUCCUCCUGCCGAUCACACUAGAGGGCGCUGGCCUGGCAGGUACUUGGUUGGCGCGAGUAUUACCAGACCAGAAGGCAGAGUUACUUCACCAUUGCUGAACCUUGUUCUUGCCUCGUGUUUGCGGUUCCACUACAACAUUCGUGGUGAAGUGAUAUCCAACAUGUUCGUUCGCGUCUAUAAUGAGAGCAGCAAGGCCGACCCUAAAUCACGUGUGAUGUGGUCUUCUGGUAAGGGAAUCUUCUCAGACCAGUGGUCAACUGGUUAUCUUGACCUUCCAGCAGGACGUUACUAUCUUGCAUUCAUCACUUCUGAUAAGAUGCGGGUCGCUAUUGACGACGUCAUGGUGCAUCCUGGGAUAUGCAGCACAGCAGUAUGCAAUACAGAUGAAUUCCGAUGUGAUUCUGAUCCAAUGAAAAUUACAUGUAUUCCACUGGAGUCGAAAUGUAACAUUGUUAUCGAUUGUCCUGGGGGAGAAGACGAGGGAGCUUCAACUUGCACUGCCGAACCAUCCACACCAACUUUUACCUGUGAUUUUGACGAUAGCGCCAGGUGUGGAUUUCAGCAGGAUACUAGUGAUACAGGUGAACUUGUGAUUGCCAACAAAACGUACCUGGACACCGUUCUCCUGCAUCAGGCAUUCAGUGACCAUACCUCUGGUCAAAAAGAGGGGUUCAUGCUGUUCGCCUUUCAGACAAUUUUCUUAAAAGAUGAGGACAUUAUCAUAAGACAGAAGCUUAAUCUUGAAAUGUUCGAUCACUGUCUGGUAUUUUACUUCAAAGGAAACACGGAAGCAGAAUUUAAGGUUGAUGCUGAAUACUCUGACGGUCCUGACACUAAUUUAUGGAACUUCACAACGGGUCGGUCGUUUGGUUGGGCUAAGGCACAGAUCCAACUCCCUCGGGAAUCAGUAGUGACCCUACGUUACAGCAUAACGCAGGCACAGGACCGCACCAUGAUCUUCUCCACGCCAUACUUAGCUCUUGACGACUUCUCAAUAUCAAGAGGAGUGUGUCCUACAUACGAUUGUGCUGCCACCUUGUCCAAGUGCGGUUCUCAGAACUUCUGUUACCCAGCUACAGCUGGGUGUGAUAGGAUAGUCGAUUGCUUGGACGAGACUGACGAGGCAUUGUGUGAAUGCACAGAUUCUGAAUAUCAGUGUUUGAAUGGCCGAUGUUUACCGGCGUCGAAACAAUGUGACACACGUCUGGACUGUCUGAAUGGGGACGACGAGGGGUCAGUCUGUGACCCCUUACGAACAGUGUCCUGUAAUUUCGAAACUCCGUUUAUGUGUGACUACAAAACCAAAGAGGUCAAUGGUUACAGAUGGAUAAGGAAUUCUGGAACGACACCCUCGUCCUAUACCGGUCCAUCAGUAGACUUCAACCCAGGGACAUCACAAGGAAGCUACAUGUACGCUGAGGGAAGUGACGGUAACCAUGGUGAUAACUGUAGCUUAGUCUCGAUACCAUUCAUCCCGACUUCCGGUCAGAGUGUAUCUUUCUUCUAUCACAUGUUUGACAAUGCAUUCUGGGUAGAUAUCGGUGGCCUCGAGGUCCUGUCAUACACAGUGACCAAUGGUGAAGAGACACGGCUUUGGUUUAAAAACACUUCAACAGGAAACCUUUGGACCAAUGGAUGUGUUGACCUUGCUGCCGGUGUUGAGGUCAAGGUCAUAUUUCGUGCCUUCAGGACGAUUGCCAUCGAUAAAUAUGACGCAGAUAUAGCGAUUGAUGGUAUUAUGCUACAGAAUAAAACAUGUUCAGAUACAAACUUUUCUUCAACAACAUCUGUUCCAGUUACCACCACCACUACCACAGCAGGAAGCUGUGGUCCUGGGAAAUUCACGUGCGGAAGUGGUCAGUGUAUUCGUUUAGAAGAACGUUGUGAUACUAUCAAAGACUGUCUGGACAAUAGUGAUGAGGCUAACUGUCCAGUAGGAUGA